Molecule: messenger RNA, 1863 nt
Organism: Plasmodium vivax (malaria parasite P. vivax)
Lineage: Eukaryota; Apicomplexa; Aconoidasida; Haemosporida; Plasmodiidae
Product: variable surface protein Vir12-related
Exons: 3
Coding region: 1-1389 (462 amino acids)
Source: RefSeq, a predicted model, not a curated record
AUGACGAGAGGGCACCAGGAAAAAUUGAAUGCUGCUGCGAAUCCUUUAAAUCUUAACACUAUAUAUGAAGAUUUCUUUUCAAAGGAAAAUGUCCAAUCUAAAUUUGAACCAGAAUGUGCUGAUUUAAAAAAGUAUAAUAGCAUAGGAAAUGGAAGCGUUCAAAAACUUUGCAAUAAACUAGUAUAUUUUUUAGAAGAAAUAGCUAAAACACAGGAUGAACAAAUACGUGAUGAUCGCUGUUCUUAUUUAACCCAUUGGUUAUAUGAUAAAAUAGCGGGAAUACAUAAAAAAACCGCUACCAAUAUUGAUGAUAUAUCUUUUGCUACAGAUAUUAUUAAAGUGGCACAGAAUGUUAGCAAAAAAAUUACAGGAAAUAAGUGUAAUUUAGGUCAUGACGUAGGUGUUAGUUUAAAGGAUUUGAAUGAAAGGAAAAUGUUGUUCACUUAUUUUAAAAAAUAUGAUAGCAUUAAAAAGAGGAUGGAAUCCUUAAAACCAGGUGAAUGCGAUAAGUAUACUCCAUAUAUUAAUGAUAUCAAGUCAGUAUAUAACACAUACAGAAGAAAUAUUUGUCAUAGAUACCUUUCUAGUUCAAGUAUUCCAGAUUAUUUUGUUUGUAAAGAUACGUAUGAGCCCAGUAACCUCUUAUCCUUAGUAGAACAAUGUAAAUCCAAAGAGCCUAUAACUUCUGCACGCAUAGCAAAUAGAUAUUUUGGAGGACAUACAGAAUUAGAAUAUUUAUUAUCUGAAGAUGAAGAAGGAUCAGGAUCGGACGAGGAUGAUGAUGAUGCUUUAGGAUCAGAUUCUGGAGGUGAAGAAGAUGAAGCUGAAGUUGGAGAAGAUGAAGAUAUUGUUUUACUCACAAAAAGUAGGGGCAGAGAAAAUGUAGAACUGACAAGAAGGAGAUUUUCAGGGAGGGGAGGAUUAGAAGAACGCAGAAGAAUAGCAGGUACACGAGGGACGCACUCUAGUAUUCAUUUGAGUACGCAGAGUCAUCAUUCUGAGAAAGAGCAAUUGUCGCGUGUUAGGAGCGAAGAGACAGAGGUUGUUCAAGAUACUUCAGAAGCUGAACCGCAUAGUUUCACCACGUAUUUCUAUUAUUAUUUGGAUAUAGUCUAUUCAGUGUUGAAAUCAAAGUAUUUUCGUUACUCAUUUAUAGCUUUUUCAAUGCUUCUAAUAAUGCUCGUCAUGCAUCAUUACUAUAAGUCUAUUAAGCCAUCAGGAUCAUCAAUGUUUCCUAAGAGGAAACGAAAAGGCCAUAAAUCUAAUAAUCAUGAAGCUGAUCGUCGUGCAGAGGAAAUAACAAAUGGCACAGCACAACGAGCAUAUGUGGAUCCACGAUUUCAGCAAAUGAAUUUGUCCUAUCAGCCCACGCAAAAUUAUCAACGGUAAAAAUGUACAUUACGUGAGAUUAUUUAUGAUAGCGAAACGAAGUAAAAAUAAUGUUCGCUGUGUACGAGUAACUCUCAUUAUACUUAGAGGAUGAAAAAAAUGCAAAACCAAGAAAUGCAAAGGAUGCAAAAAUGAUUAAAGAGAAAAACAAUGAAAAAGGGGAAAAUAUACGAACGUUUAUGUGAAAGAAGUUGUGCGCACUAUACGUAUACUGCAAAUAAAUAAAUUUUAUAUAAAAUUUGAUCUUUGUAGAAGUAAAUAUUUCGCUUAAACUUAAAGGGCUUUAUCGCCUAAAAGGAUAUAGAAUCAGCAUGAUGAUACGAAUUACUUUUUUUAAUAUAUGUGAAGGGUAUACUUUCAUAAUUAAAGAUAUAUGUAUAGGAAAAAAUAUCUCUGGAAUUGCGUAAACAACUUCUUAGGAUAUAAUAAUGAACAAUUUUGUGUAGAAAUUUACUGAAGAAGAAUGUGCCUUUU